Molecule: messenger RNA, 1745 nt
Organism: Xylaria bambusicola
Lineage: Eukaryota; Fungi; Ascomycota; Sordariomycetes; Xylariales; Xylariaceae
Exons: 1
Coding region: 518-1651 (377 amino acids)
Cellular component (GO): nucleus
Source: RefSeq, a predicted model, not a curated record
GUCGUAGACAUUGUGAUGAAUUUAAUCAGCCGAAAGAAAAGGGAAGAAGAAAAAAAGAAAAAAGAAAAAACCCGAGUUGAAAGCUAACGUCUCACGGGAAUAUCACGAAGAGCACAGCGUGGGGUAAACUUUGUGCUCUCAGGCCGAUCGCGGGGUUCUGGCCUGCCAUGUCUCAGGGAGCAGUCAGGGCCCACAGGGUUGGUCUCGACAUCCAGGUCGCGCUAGCCAAGUACCUGAACUACUGCGCCGUACAGCUACUUACAGGGCUGUCCCAACUCCUGACCCCUGCUUGGGAGAGGUACGCAACACGCUAAAGCGCCUCAAUCCAAGCCUGACGACGUCCCAUCCAUACUACUACCUACUUACAUAGUAGUAUGUACAGAACGUCUUCGCAUCGCGGAUUAGAUGCUAUAUAACCAGCCCAAAUUCGACUCCCUCCAAACCCUGGUGAUCCUUCAGACUGCGCUCAUUAUUACUACCGGGUAGUUUCGACCUAGCAAGCAGUUGCGGAUUCAAAAUGCCCCAAGAUCCAAACCUAUAUGGCCAACGGCCUUCGAAGAAACAAAAGACAGAGAUUCCGCUCUCAAGCUCUCUGGCCUUCGCAUCACAGCUCAACUCGUUGAUGUCGGCGCCCUCAGCCGUGUCUUCUGCAUCCUCAGUCGGGUCGUCUUCAGGGCGUCCGCGUCCCUCCAAAACCAAAGAUGACAUAUUCUCAUCUAUCAAAGCAAAGCGGAAGCCGGGACCGUCCUUGUCUCGAAACGACGAGAGCAGCACAACCAAGUCGAAUGAUAGCAAGAUUAAGCUCAAACACGUGCACAACACUGAGGAAGAGAAGAAAGACUUCGCGCGUGCCCGGCGUAAGAUGGAGGAGAAGGCGCGCUUGUAUGCGGCCAUGAAGCGCGGCGACUACAUCGCCAAGGAGAACGAAGCCGCUCCCCUCGUAGACUUCGAUAGAAAGUGGGCAGAAAAACACCCGGAAGACGAUGGUAACGAGCGCUACUCGAGCUCCGGCAGCGACAACGAAUCCUCAGAUGAUGAAGGCGCAACACGAGGGACAGAGUUGGUAGAAUACCAGGACGAGUUCGGACGCACGCGCACAGGCACACGGGCAGAAGUAGACCAAAUACGCCGCCGCGCAGCACGCUCAGCGCUAGGUGCUGCCGAGCUGGAGGACAUGGCCGCGAUGCCGACGGCGCGGCCGCAGAACUUAAUCUUCGGGGACGCAAUCCAGACCGCGGCGUUCAACCCAGAGGCCUCGACGCUCGACGCCAUGGCGUCUCUCGCAGCGAAGCGCGACCGCGAGCCCACGCCGCCGCCCGACACGCACUUUGACGGACGCGCGGAGAUCCGCACAAAGGGCACCGGGUUCUACCAGUUCUCGCAGGAGGGGGAGGCGCGGAAGGCGGAGAUGGCGAGUCUGGCGGCCGAGAGGGCGAAUACGGAGCGCGUCCGACGCGAGCGCGAGGCGGAGAAGGAGAAGAGACGGAGAGAGAUCGAGGAGAGGAGGAAGAAGAUCGGGGCGAGGCGCGCCGAGAAACUUGCCGAUAAUUUCUUGGAUGGGCUGGCUGGUGAGAUGAUAGGGAGUGGGAAAGGGGGUGAGAAAGGGGAUGACGGAGUGGGGGCAUCGAAAGACGCUGAUACCAACGGUUGAUACUCCGACUUUAAUGGAUUAUAUGCCUACCUUCACAUAUAUUUCUACGCAUUAUAUCCAACCUGAACAGAUCGAGCAUGCAACUUGUUAAGGC